This is a messenger RNA of Striga asiatica, 2098 nucleotides long. Lineage: Eukaryota; Viridiplantae; Streptophyta; Magnoliopsida; Lamiales; Orobanchaceae. The record is from the annotation of a GenBank genome assembly.
CUUUAAUCCAAAAUUAGGAGAGAUUCCAAUUUCCACUUUCCUCACACGUUUUCUUCUGGAGAGCAGAUCUGAGAACACGCAUCUCGCCUCAUCCUUUUAUUUAUCAGAAAUAUCGGAUCAGAGAUUAUCACAUAACUCAGCGAAAACACUCCCCUCAACCCAUCGGAAACCCCUCCAUCCUCUUGUCCGGCGUUUUCACGAGCAACACCUUCAUAUCUUUCGCCGGCGACAACCCUCGUUACCCUCUUCCUCUGUUCGCGAAUUGAACGACCCUUAUCGCCGGCAUCAAUCGCUGACGAGCCCUGCCAGCGACGCCACGCCGUGAGUAAGCCCUCGCGAGCCCUUCGCCGGCGUACUGUGUGUGACCCAGCCCUCGCCAAGAGCCCAGCCGCGGGCAGCAGCGAACAACCACCGCCGCCGAACCUCUGUCCACGAGCAGCCUCGCCGGCGUCCGUUCACCACACGUCGCCGCCGCCGUGAGUUCCACGCCCUCAGCCAAGCCUCGCCGCGAGCAGCGCCGUCGAGGAAGGGCGAGCGAGUUGAGAUCCACAGCCGAGGUCCCUUUUUCCGACCACCAUCGCGACCACCGUGAACUGCCGUGCUCCUUCGCCGGCGGCCGUCCUUGUUCGAACAGCACCCCGUCGGAAACACGCCGACCGAGCCACCGCGAGCCUCAGCCGAGUCCCGUCGAGGAAGUCGCGAUCUUGCACCUUGCCGAGGAGAUCCACGCGCGCCACGCUGAGCCGCCUCUCAGCCCUCACGCACGCCGGAAGCCGCGAACCACAGUUCCGAUCUCUGUCGUGCGUGUAUACUUCGGAAGGAGCUUGAGAUCGAAAAUGAGUCAGCAAGCAGAAAAGGAAGAAGAUAAAGGGCAUAUUCCGAUUAGCCAGAGGCCCGAAUGGGCGGAUAUAGUGCCUGUACCACAAGACGACGGCCUGAAUCCAGUGGUGCCAAUUGCUUACACUGACGAGUUCAGUGAGACCAUGGAUUACUUCAGAGCAGUGUACUUGGCCGAUGAGCGAUCCCUACGUGCACUUGAACUCACUAAAGAAGCCAUUCUUCUCAAUUCAGGAAACUACACUGUUUGGCAAUUUAGACGUCUAGUACUUGAGGCAUGCAAUACUGAUCUACAUGAAGAAUUGCAUUUUGUUGAGCGGAUCGCUAGAGACAAUUCCAAAAACUAUCAAGUAUGGCACCACCGACGGUGGGUUGCCGAGAAGCUUGGGACUUGUAUAACAGGUAAGGAGCUUGAGUUUACAAGGGAAAUCCUCUUUAAGGAUGCAAAGAACUAUCAUGCCUGGUCCCAUAGGCAGUGGGCUCUUCAGGCCCUUGGAGGAUGGGAAGAUGAGCUUACCUAUUGUGAUGAACUCCUUGAAGAUGAUAUCUUCAAUAAUUCUGCUUGGAAUCAGAGAUACUUUGUCAUAACUCGAUCUCCUUUCCACGGCGGUUUACAGUCCAUGCGGGACCCAGAAGUUGCUUAUGCUAUUAAAGCCAUUUUAGACGAGCCCGAAAACGAGAGCUCAUGGAGAUACCUGCUGGGGCUCUACAAAAAUGAUCCUAAAUCCAUAGACAAUGAUCCUCGUGUAGAAUCAGUCUGUGUGGAUGUUUUGAAGGGAAAAAGAGAGUAUGUUCACGCAUUGAAGGUGGUUUUGGAUCUGCUCGGUUGCCAUGACUACAAACCAAGCAGUGAAUUGAAGAACGCUAUUGAUGAAUUGUUGUCUGACCAGAACCUGAACCUGGAUUUGGAUUUUGCAGAAAAAGUGUGUUCAGUUUUGCAAUUGGUUGAUCCGAUGAGAGCAAACUAUUGGGAGUGGCGCAGGAGCACUAUUCUUGUUCAGCCUUAAAAUUACUUGGUUUUGAGUAGUGACGUCUAUCGAGUCUUGUUCCUAAAAAUUUAGUAAAUUCUGCCCUUUUAUCCUUUGAUUGUGCUGAGCUGAGGUGAAAGUUGAAACUAUGGUCAAAUAUGGAAAAUGGUAAAAUAGUAAAAAAAAUCAGAAAAAUCGAUCUUGUUAAAUUCAUCUAAUCUUCAACUCAUCUAGAUUUAGGUUCUAUAUCGUUGCACGUUAUAAUCCUUUUAUAUUAACAUGUAUGUACUGUU